Messenger RNA from Manduca sexta (tobacco hornworm), 3120 nucleotides. RefSeq names its product dnaJ homolog subfamily C member 1. NCBI's taxonomy places the organism in Eukaryota, Metazoa, Arthropoda, Insecta, Lepidoptera, Sphingidae. Gene Ontology annotation, cellular component: endomembrane system. Bases 127 to 1503 code for a protein of 458 amino acids. The transcript is spliced from 8 exons. The record is from RefSeq and is a predicted model, not a curated record.
CUUGUCAUCUGCCACUUGACGUAUAAUACGAAUCUGUCAUAAUAUGAAACUUGUGAAUUUUUUUUAGAAUUUGUAAAAAAAAUAUGAUUUUGUAAAUUAAUUAUUAGGUAACAAAAUAUCUGAAAUAUGAGGGGGGCAAUAGUAAUACUUUUGGGGUUGGUGCUAAACGCGGCGGCGUGGGACGAUGGCGAUUUCGAAGUUUUCGAUGUGGUUGAAGAAGUGAAUCAGAAUUUUUACGAACUUAUGGGAGUUGCACAGGAUGCCUCACCAGCAGAAAUAAAGUCCGCAUUCAAGAAACUAACAUUAAAACUACAUCCGGAUAAGAAUGACUCCCCUGAUGCGGAUGUUCAGUUUAGAAACUUAGUAUCUGUACAUAAUAUAUUGAAGGACCCUGGGAAAAGAGAGAAGUAUAAUGAAGUGCUCAAAAAUGGUCUUCCUAACUGGCGUUCAGCUGUAUAUUAUUACCGACACGUCAGGAAGAUGGGGCUGGCAGAGGGCUCUCUUAUACUGUUCAUUAUUAUCACAUUUGGCCAGUAUGCUGUUGGAUGGGCAGCGUAUGCCGAGAAGAGAUAUACAGCGGAGCAAAUCUUAAACAGUAGGGGAAAAAAGCAUUCGAAAAAGUCUGGAUUUGAUGCAGGUCUUGCUGAAAUACUAGAACAGUUGCCAAAACCCAGUAUAAAGGAUACAUUACCAUUUCAAAUACCAAGAUGCAUAUGGUGGAGUAUAACUGCUAUACCAAUGGCCAUUAUAGAAUUCAAGAAACGCAUGAAAGAGAAGGAGGAAGAAGCCAAAAGACAGAAGAAGAGAGAGGAAGAAGAGAAGCAGCGACUCGAGCGUGAGGCGGCAGCGGCGGAGGCAGCCAAGGCGGCGGGCGCCGGCGUGCGCAAGCGCCGCGGCUGGGUGCCGCCCGCCAGGGACGACUGCCUGCUCGACCCCGCCGACGAGCCCAGACCCACGGGGCCUGUGGGACCCGCGCCUGCCCCAGCCCCACCAGUGAUCUCCGGCGGGCUGUGGACGGACGACGACCUCUUGGAGCUGGUCCGUCUGGUGAACAAGCAUCCUGGAGGCAGCUCGGACCGGUGGGAGAAGAUCGCGGCGGCCAUGUGCCGGCCCGUGACAGAGGUCACGCAUAUGGCUGCCAAGUUGAAGGACAAUUGUUACAAGAUACCCGGUCAGGAGCAAGAGGAACCCGUGGUUGAGGUGCCGAAGAAGGUGAAGACCCGUAAGACCGAGGAGAUCAGCCCGGCCGGCGUGUGGUCGCAGGCCCAGCAGAAGGCGCUGGAGAACGCGCUCGCCAAGUACCCCAAGGGGGGCGCGGGGGACCGGUGGCAGAAGAUCGCGGCUGCUGUACCCGGGAAGACGAAGGAGGAAUGCAUGCAAAGGUGUAAAUAUUUAUCGGAUAUGGUGAAAAAACAGAAACAGAAAGAGGAAGAAGAGCAACAGAAGGAGUCCGAGAAGGUUCAAAGCGACGACGGGGAGAGUAUCGAGAAUGGGGAAUCGUAAUAUCACAAUUAUCGAGCAUUUAUGACAAACGAAUUUAAAGGCUGACGCACACUGGUCAUGUCGUGCAGGGCUGUUUCUAUAUGCAAAGCUAUUUUAAAUCUUAUUGUUAUAGUAUUAGUUAUUAUAUUUCUUCAAUACAGUAACAACGAUGUGUAUUUUGGUGUGUGUACCAUCAAAAAUAUAUCAAUGAAAUUAUAAUGUGUACGUAAGAAUUUGAAUUUGUUUUCAUAUGAAAUCAGUUAUGUUGUCCUUUUCUGUCCAUUGAAGCGUCAAGCCUUAACAUAAUUGAUCGAGUUAUAUACAUUUUGACCGCUUUAUACCUGGUUUACGGGGGAUGUAAAUAAAAUGCCACUGUUUGACCUAAUUAAUAAAGCUGAAAUUUGUCUACAGGAUAAUAAUAGUGUGUGAAAAUCUUAUUUUAUCAUGGGUACAAAUUGGCGCCAAAAUUGCAACGAGGCAAUAGUGCGCAUGCGCUUAUACAUUUAGGACUAAGGCCCUUCGAACGCGUGUCGUUGCUUAAUAAUAUUGUAACGCGUUGUAUUUUUGGUCUUAUACAAAUGUAAUGCAAAUAUAUAAGAAAUAUCUGUUUCUAACGUUGUCCUACAACUCUAACUACGAAAUGUUUACGAUAUUUCUUUUAAGGCACGGUAAAAUGACUUCACUUCACCUGAUGGUAAGAGGAGUGUGGUUAAAAACUGACGAGAGAUGAUUAGCCCUCGGCAGUCGACACAAUUACGCCGGCCGCUGGAACUGGAUAUACACAGGCUGAUACCGGAACGCGACACACAUGGGCCACUAUGGCAGGUUUUAACACAUUGUGAACGGUGGUCGCUAUCGGGACGGAUAAAAUAUAUCCUACCACCAGCGACCUACCUACAGUGACAGACGAGAGAUGGUCAUCCCAUUCCAGUCGCCAUUUUAGUGUCCAAUAUCCUACCACCAGCUUAUAGUAGAGGAGACAUGGUUAACCCUUUCCAGUCGCCAUUUUAUUGUCCAUUGCAACUUGUGUGCUAAGGGUUAAAUGUUAGUUGGACAUGAACGGUCAAAUGAAAAUGCGUAAAAACAAUAUUAUUAUAAUUAGUCGAUAUCUCAUACCGGUGAUUUUUCCUAAUUUUUUGUGUACAGACUUACAGUUUUAUAUUUUUGAAAAUAUUAUAAUGAUAUUUGUUGAUUUCUCUUCCCAGUGACAAGGGUCAUAUUCCUUUACCGUGUAUAGCUUACCAUUCAUGCAAAUUCAGUACAUUUCUUUUAUAUAUUUUCUUUUACUUUAAACUCUAUUAUGAUAGUUUUGUGCCCAUUAUUUCAAGUGAACUAUAUUUUUAAUUAUACCUAUGUUAUUUGUCGUAUAAAUGUUUUAUUUAAAAGUUCCUGUAUUUUUCGUUUUAAAAACGCCUAACUUAACUCCUACGUUGUGAUGUUAUUUAUGUCAUUUUGUAUAUAAAGGUGCUUCCACACACCACUUAUUUAAUGUUAAAUGAAGGAAAAAUUAUGAUACUUUGUUUUUUAAAUAUUUUAAGGGCUUCCUGGUAAAUCGUUUUGAUAUGUAAUUUAUGACAAUUUGUAUCCAUCGUGAACAUGUUAAAGGUUAUUUUAAUAAAGUUAAGAUUUACUACGGAA